Molecule: messenger RNA, 3147 nt
Organism: Postia placenta MAD-698-R-SB12
Lineage: Eukaryota; Fungi; Basidiomycota; Agaricomycetes; Polyporales; Adustoporiaceae
Exons: 17
Coding region: 1-3042 (1013 amino acids)
Biological process (GO): ubiquitin-dependent protein catabolic process; protein ubiquitination; DNA damage response
Cellular component (GO): cytoplasm; nucleus
Molecular function (GO): ubiquitin activating enzyme activity
Source: RefSeq, a predicted model, not a curated record
AUGGCUGCUACGAACCUUGCGUCCGCGAUGGACAUAGAUGAAGCCGCGAUCGACGAGGGCCUCUACUCCCGCCAACUCUAUGUGCUCGGCCACGAAGCUAUGAAACGGAUGGCCGCCUCCAAUAUCCUUAUUGUCGGUGUCAAAGGUCUGGGGAUUGAGAUCGCUAAGAACGUGGUGCUGGCCGGCGUGAAGUCUGUUACGAUCUAUGAUCCAGAGCCAGUACAGAUACAAGAUCUUAGCAGUCAGUUCUUCCUCCGUGCCGAGGACGUUGGAAAGCCGCGCGCAGACGUUGCGGCUGCCCGCCUGGCCGAGUUGAAUGCGUAUGUACCAGUGCGGAAUCUUGGCGGCCAGUCCGGUAAGGAGAUUACGGUAGACAUGAUCACGGGCUUCCAGGUUGUUGUGCUGUGCGGCGCAAGCUUGCAGAAGCAGCUGGAAAUCAAUGAAUGGACGCACGCAAAUGGCGUCCACUUCAUUGCUGCCGAGACUCGCGGCCUUUUUGGCUCUGUAUUCAAUGAUUUCGGUCCCAAGUUCACCGUUGUAGACCCUACCGGCGAGCAGCCUCAUACAGGAAUGAUUGUUUCCGUGGAACGGGACAAGGACGGUCUUGUGACAUGUCUGGACGAGACACGACAUGGUCUGGAGGAUGGUGAUUUUGUCACAUUCUCCGAGGUGCAAGGCAUGGAAGAGCUGAACGGUUGCGAACCGCGCAAGAUUUCCGUGAAAGGCCCUUACACAUUCACUAUCGGUGAAACCUCAAACCUCGGCGAGUACAAGACUGGUGGUAUCUUCACGCAAGUGAAGAUGCCUAGAAUCCUCGAAUUCAAACCUCUACGUGAAUCUCUGAAGUCACCAGAACUUUUCAUUACGGAUUUCGCCAAGUUCGACCGUCCUGCCACUCUCCACGUCGGUUUCCAAGCGCUUUCUGAGUUCCAGGCCCAGCAUCAGCGUCUUCCUCGUCCGCGCAAUGCUGAGGAUGCCGCCGCGCUCAUUGCACUGGCGAAGAAGCUGGAUGCUGAUGCCGACGAGAAGGUGCUCACGGAGCUAGCUUAUCAGGCGACUGGUGACGUGACGCCGCUCGCAGCUGUCAUCGGUGGUUUCGUUGCACAGGAAGUGCUGAAGGCUUGCUCCGCGAAGUUCACACCCAUGGUGCAGCACAUGUACUUCGACUCGCUCGAGUCGCUGCCUAACACACUGCCCACGGAACAAGAGUGCCAACCGAUCGGCUCGCGCUACGAUGGCCAGAUUGCGGUCUUUGGCAAGACGUUCCAGGAGAAGAUCGCCAACCACCGGCAGUUCCUCGUCGGUUCGGGCGCCAUCGGCUGUGAGAUGCUCAAGAACUGGAGCAUGAUGGGUCUCGCGUCUGGCCCGAAGGGGGUCAUUCAUGUCACGGAUUUGGAUACGAUCGAGAAGAGCAACUUAAACCGUCAGUUCCUCUUCCGAGCGAAGGACUUGGGCAAGUUCAAGGCAGAGGUUGCCGCUGCGGCUGUCGCGGACAUGAACCCUGAUCUGCAGGGCAAGAUCCAAAGCAAGCAAGAGCCAGUUGGUCCUGACACAGAGAACGUCUACAAUACCGAUUUCUUUGCGGGCAUCGAUGGUGUAACCAACGCUUUGGACAACGUCAAGGCUCGUCAAUACAUGGAUCAGCGAUGCGUGUUCUACCUGAAGCCCCUCCUGGAAUCUGGUACUCUGGGUACCAAAGGGAACACGCAAGUUGUCGUGCCUUACUUGACUGAGUCGUACUCUUCGUCGCAAGAUCCACCAGAAAAGGAGACGCCGUCUUGCACUGUCAAGAACUUCCCGAAUGCUAUUCAGCACACGAUCGAGUGGUCGCGGACGGAGUUCGACAACAUGUUUGUUAAGCCCGCGCAGGCCAUCAACGCUUAUCUGUCGGAACCAAACUAUCUGGAGAACAAUCUGAAGUAUUCCGGCCAGUCGAAGGAGCAGGUUGAGCAGAUCGUCUCGUACUUGGUCACGAACAAGCCCUUGACGUUCGAGGAAUGCAUCAUUUGGGCUCGUCUGCAGUUCGAGGACAAGUACAACAAUGCGAUCCGUCAGCUAUUGUACAGCCUGCCAAAGGACGCAGUGACAAGCACGGGUCAGCCGUUCUGGAGUGGUCCGAAGAGGGCGCCCAACCCGUUGACCUUUGAUUCCAACGACCCGACCCAUCUGCAAUUCAUCAUCGCCGCAGCAAACCUGCACGCAUUCAACUAUGGUCUCCGAGGCGAGACUGAUCCUGUAGUCUUCAAGCGUGUCGCUGAUUCGGUCAUUGUACCCGAGUUCACGCCAAGAAGUGGCGUGAAGGUGCAGGUGAACGAGAAUGAGCCUGUCCAGCAGGGCUCUGACCCAGAUGGGAGCGAUAGUACGUCCGACUUGAUGAAGCAGCUACCGCCCCCGUCUUCACUCGUGGGCUACCGUCUCAACCCGGUCGAGUUCGAGAAAGACGACGACACGAACUUCCACAUCGAUUUCAUUACUGCUGCUUCUAAUCUCCGAGCGACGAACUACACGAUUCAGACUGCGGAUCGUCACACCACGAAGCAGAUUGCUGGGAAAAUCAUCCCGGCCAUCGCUACGACGACAUCCCUUGUCACCGGUUUGGUCUGCUUGGAGCUGUACAAGAUCAUUGAUGGCAAGGACAAGCUCGAGAAUUACAAGAACGGGUUCGUUAACCUCGCGUUGCCGUUCUUCGGAUUCUCGGAGCCUCUCCCUGCGCCGAAGAAUAAAUACAACGACACUGAAUGGACGUUGUGGGAUCGUUUCGAAUUCCACAACGACCCUUCCUUGCAAGAGAUCGUGAACUACUUCCGCGAAAAACACAACCUUGAGGUUACAAUGGUUAGCCAGGGCGUCAGCAUGCUUUGGAGUUCGUUCGUUGGCAAGAAGAAGAGCGAGGAACGUCUGCCCAUGAAAUUCAGCAGGCUGGUAGAGCACGUCAGCAAGAAGCCAAUCCCCCCUCAUACGAAGCACCUCAUUGUCGAGGUCAUGGUUUCCGACGAGGAAGGCGAAGAUGUAGAGGUACCCUUCAUCGUGGUUCGCCUAUGAACGAAACAGCACGUGUAUGUUGUGUAUUAGAGAAGUCAAACAGUGGCCAAUGUAGCUAUAAAACUUGUAUUUCGCUCCAAAAUCUUAUCAUUGCUCUCACUCGAC